This is a messenger RNA of Lethenteron reissneri (Far Eastern brook lamprey), 9926 nucleotides long. Its product is annotated as disintegrin and metalloproteinase domain-containing protein 12-like. Gene Ontology annotation, biological process: proteolysis. The record is from RefSeq and is a predicted model, not a curated record. NCBI's taxonomy places the organism in Eukaryota, Metazoa, Chordata, Hyperoartia, Petromyzontiformes, Petromyzontidae. Gene Ontology annotation, molecular function: metalloendopeptidase activity.
UCGCACGCGAAGGGAGAGGGCGAAAGUGAAAGUGAACUAAAACUAAAAGCUAUUUCUGUACUUUGUCAGCGGACUGGUGGUGCUGGGCGGGCGCCCGUUUGCCCUCGAGCCCCUGGGAGUGUCAGGCACGGGGGUGAUGCACGCGAGCUACCCCGCGGAACGCGCGCUCGCUCGCGACCCCCGCCGGCAGAAGAGGGGGGGGCGGCGGUGGCGGCGGGGCGCCGGGAGAUCGUGCACCGUCGCUGCGGAGGGGGAGAAGUCGGGCCACAGGUGGGGGUCCUUGGCCAGGCAGGAGGGGGGCGGCAGCGCCGCCAGGGAGCAGAGCGGGGCGGGCGCGGCGGGCACGCACUACCAGCAUAUGGAGAAGGACCCCGCCUGGGUGCUGCAGGACACCAAGUAUGUGGAAAUGUUCAUGGUUGUGGACCACACAAAGUACAAGAUGCAAAACAGAAGCAUGGAGCGGGUCCGACAGCGGAUGCUGGAGGCUGCAAACCACAUGGACAAGCUGUACCGGCCGCUGCGCGUGCGCGUGGCGCUCGUGGGCCUCGAGGUGUGGAGUGCGGGCGACCGCGCCAACGUCAGCGCGGACGCCAACGCGACGCUCAAGGGCUUCCUGGCGUGGAGGCGCCGCGAGCUGGCCCCGCGCGCCACCCACGACCACGCGCAGCUCGUCACUGGUGUGCAGUUCGAGGGCGUGACGGUGGGGCUGGCACCAGUGGCUGGCAUGUGUGGGCAGAACAGCGGCGCCGUCAGCGAGGACCACAGCUACAACGUGCUGGGCCUGGCGUCCACCAUGGCCCACGAGAUGGGCCACAACCUCGGCAUGAGCCACGACUCGACGGAGCGCCGCUGUCACUGCGAGGCCACGGAGGAGCAGGGAGGCUGCGUGCUCGCGCCGCGGCUCAAGCACGGCUUCCCCGUGGGUUUCAGCAGCUGCAGUGUGCAGGACCUGCAUGGCUUCCUGCAGGCCGGUGGGGGGCCCUGUCUCUACAACGAGCCCCUCCCGGACGCGCUCUAUGGGGGGCCCGUGUGCGGAAACCUCUUCCUGGAGCCCGGGGAGACGUGCGACUGCGGCACGGUCGAGGAGUGCGACAACCCGUGCUGUAACGCCACGACGUGUCAGCUGGUGAGCGGGGCGCGGUGUGCUCACGGAGCGUGCUGCUCGCACUGCCAGGUAGCGGCCGCGGGCGUGCGGUGCCGCGAGCGCAUGCACGAGUGCGACCUGCCCGAGCUGUGCGACGGCCGCUCUGCCCGCUGCCCCGACAACCUCUACCUGCUGGACGGGCACCCGUGCCGCGGCGGGGCCGCCUACUGCUACGGGGGCCUGUGCCCCACCCUGGACGCGCAGUGCGCCAGCCUGUGGGGCAAAGGAGCCUCGCGGGCGCCUGACGUCUGCUACUUCCUGGGAAACCAGCGGCAGGACAAGUUCGGGAACUGUGGGCGCACCGAGCACGGCUUUGUGACCUGCGACCCAGGGGACGUGCUCUGCGGGCAGACGCACUGCGUCGGGGGUAACAAGCACCCGGUGACGGGCGUGACGUACACGCUCACGUUCGGGCCCGUGCGCUGCAAAGUGGCCGGCACCAGCGACGGAGACGACUCCGCUUCGGACCCCGGCCUCGUGCUGCCCGGCACGCGCUGCGGCGACGGCAAGGUAUGCUACCAGAACCGCUGCCAGGACGCGUCUCUCCUGGGCGCCCACAACUGCUCCGCAACGUGCAGCGGGCAUGGGGUGUGCAACAACAAGAGAGAGUGCCACUGCGACUACGGUUGGGCGCCCCCCUUCUGCAGCAGCCUGACCCCACACAUGCGCACAGUGGUUCUGGCGCUAGCGCUGGCCCUGGGAGCAGCUGGAAUGUUGGCGCUGGUCGCUGCCGUCUGCCACUGCCGGAGGCGCAGGAAAGCGGCGCACGAACGAUGCAGCUCCAAGCACCCCAGGAGCAUCGCGGGCCUCUCCAACCCCCUCUUCUCGGUGCCUGCGAUCCAGGGCAAAGCGCCGGCUGCACCCGAGACGCAGCCUCAGCAGGCGGGUGCCCACGCGCCCCUCCACCCGCCGCGGUUCCCCGCCGCCGCCGCCGCGUUCGCCCUCCGACCCGCGCGAGCCGCGCCGGCGCCUUCCCUGCAGCCCCAGCGCGCCGCGCCCGCUCCCCCGGCCACGGCCGCCGCUUUCUCCGCUCUCGGGCCUCCCCCGUCCGCCCCGUCGCCCGCUCUCAAGCCCCGGCGGGCCCCCGCCACCUCCUUCGCUCUCCGACCCUUGAACCCGGCGCCGACCCCCGUGCAUCGACCCCAGGGCUCGGCCGUGCCGCCCCCGCCGCCCCCCAAGCCCUGCAAGGUCCCCGGCCCCGGGGACGCGGCGCCGGCCACGCCGCCGCCGGCCGUGCAGCUGCAGGCCGCCCCCCCGCGGGCCCCGGCGUGCCCACCUGCUCCUGGUCGCCCUUUGCCUCCAGUAAAGGUGAAAAACCUGCAGAUUGUGGCCCAGCUGCAGGCUGCCCUACAGCAGUCCCAGGCCCAGCGUCCUGCGAGCCCCCGGUGACUCAUCGCCUCCUCUCCAUGAGACGCCCAAAGGGGAGCGACUCCAGGCAACUACCAGCAGCCGUGGUGGCCUCAAGGUUCAAGCGGCUAGCCUGCCCCACCAGGGUUUCCUACAAUCACUCGUACCACAUAAAGUGUGGCCGACUGUAUUGACACAAAGCGCCGGCGAGUGCCGCUCAUAUAGACCCAGCCACGCGUGGUGACGUUACCCCCGUAGGCCAGUCACCUGGAGGUAGGAUUUGUUGCUUGAACGAAGAUGGAGCCUGCAUCAGACGACUGCUGAGCAGUAAAGUUCCCAUAUGAUGCGUGCAACUGCAGAAAUAAUGUUUUGUGUCUAACUCUUAUGAGUUUUAGUGUUUCAUCUGUCAUGUGCAUGGGUUUUCUCUCUGUCGGCAGUUUCCGCCCAUACCUGACAGAAAUGCAAUAAGGGAAUUUCCAAUAUCGUGAAGAAAGACAUUGCAGAUAAAGUCUUGAGGCUCAGUGAAAUAGUGAAAUAUUAUCUUAGAAUGCCAUUUCGGUUUUACUCCACCUGAUGGUGUAAGUCUUUACGUUUCGUUUUGAAUGCUUGGGCAGAUACACCUGGAAGAAAUUGGACCCCUGAGCUUUGUAUGACAUGGGCACCCAAAGCUCACGUUGUUUGAAAGUGGUACUUGGUAAACCUCCUCUUGUAUCAGCCACUCUCAAAUCUCCUCCUGCACUCCAACGUGUGCCUUCACAAGAGAACACGAUAGACGUCAUCUCAAUACUAUGUUGUUGAAUUUCUACAGCGGUGAAGAAGACAUUUACUGUUGCCAUAUGUGUGUACAGCCAUGCCUUAAGCUGUGUAAAACAAAACUGUUACACAGUCUCCACACUUCCACAGCACAACACAUCGCACACUAAACAUCUCACCAUGGUAGCGAUGGAUAUUUUGUUUAAAUGAAUGCGCCGCAUGUGUUGUAGGUUAAUAACUCAGAUGACAUAAAAGGCAGAAAUACAGCGCCCUUCAAUUGUCUAUCUCAUGCAACGAAGGGGCUCUCUUAUGACAGAGCUGGGGUUGGAUUCAUUGUAAAACCACGUUUUUUCUUUCUUAUUUUGUGCGGCCAUCGGUUACUCAAAAAAAAUGAAAAGCGUUCCCACGCUCUUGCAAGCGUUGGCUGGGAUCAUCGUCAUUGGUGAUCCUCAGCCAGUAUCAGAAAUUCCACAGAGAGAGGAGAGCAGUCUCGCUUAAGAAAGACCACCACUUCCCAAAAAGGUGGUGCUGAUUUUAACGACCCUGCAGGGAUGAUGGACUAAAUUGAUCUCCAGCCAGCAUUUUGAUUCGUGCACUCUGAUGGCGCGUCUAGCACUCUACCCGCAGCUCCACCCUGCUAAAUCAUUUGUAACUCGCCCAAGAAGGAUGAACAAACACCCAUGGGGGCAUCGUGGCUUCGUGCCGGGCUGUGUCCACAGAUCAAAUGUGAAGUCUCAAGAGUGCAGGCUCAGUGUUCUCGCGUGCACGGAGCGUGAGCCGUCCCAGCCAACCAAUCACCUCUGCCUUGAUCAAAAUUUUAUAUUGUUUAUUCCGGCACGUGUUUCCACUGCAAACACCAAUUUCACCCAAGUGCACCUCCUCCUACGUGACUGGAGCUCGUAAACCCGUCCCUGGUGCAUCGCAUGCCCAAUUGAGAUGAGCUCAGCACACUGACACACAAUGUGCAUUUGUAGAAUUGGUAGUCCUGGUUCACACCGCUGUGGAACUUCCGUGAUGCAUCUCACAUGCCGCGUGGAUGUGAUGUAUUGCACGCGUAAAGUUAGAUUAGAAAAGAGCCACGUUUUAACAAUAGUGUUCCAGUUGCAUGAAGAAGAUUUAUCUCUUGACGGGUUUUAAUUCGGGUAAACAUUUCACGGCGCUUGUUGCUAAAUGGUUGCGAUGGCUGCCAAAGAAAAUAACCACUUUCUAUGAAAUUUAUGGAGCGAUUUAAAAUAAAAUCAUUCUGCUGCUGUUGCUGCUGCAGAUUUCCAUUAGUCUCAACAUCCAUUGGAUGUUCGUUCUGGUUGAAUGUGCAGGCUCCAGCAUAGCACAUCACAAAGGUGAUUUAAAGGGUAGGGGAAAAAGACAUCCUUGUCAUUGUCAGACUGAGUGCAAAUGGAAUUUCAUCCACAUUCGGAUGUGGAACAGGCAUUGCUAUAUGGUAUUGCUAUACAUGCAAAAUUUCAAAUUGAUUUAACCUGAGGGUUAACCAUUGAACAGGGAAAUCCAAAACUCCACUAAACAUGCCUCUCCAGGGUGCCAUUUGACAUGUUUUACUAAUGCAGUAAUUAUAAACUUGUUUGUAAAUAGGCUGCAAAAAUGUGUUCAUUGGUGAAUAUGAAAAAAGAUGUAAAAUCUAAUAUUUGGGGACGGAUUCUGGAGCAUUGGUUUCUGGCGUUUCGUGAACUGUGAACACUUUGAAGUCGAUGCUGUGUCAUCUCAAUGACCUUCAAUUUAAAACGGUGACUCAAGAGUAAUGCGAUCUUGUGAUCUCAAUUCAGCUAAUGACAGAGCUGUCAAAUGGAUGGACGUGCAGACAUCGUGUGCAUAUGCCAACUGCUUGUUCAUCCAUGUAUUGCUCUGUAACUUAGCAUGCUUGUUUGGAGUAUUUCUGUUCUAUUCGCAUGAGUGCAUACAUAUAUGUAUAGUCCUUUGUGGACUUUCAGAGCCCUCCCCCUUUGGGAACCAAUCUUCUAAAAGAUAAAUUAACAGUGUUUAUUGUCUCAGCCCAUAAGAAUAAUAAGCGAUGUAGUCAUAUAGAAAAACCUCACUGAUUCUCAAGGCUUCUUCAGAAGUGACGUUGCUUAUAUAUGUUAGGCCAAUUCCUCAUCAUGAGUAUUAUGCAAAUUUAUCCCUAAGACAACCACUGCUGUCUCACCAUAAAGUGAUACUCACUUUAUUGAAACCAGGGGGUCAUGGGUUAAGCCCUGACCAUUCAACUUUGUCACAUUGUUGUCUCUGCCAUGUUAAUGUGGAAUUUCCACUGCUGGUGCAGGGUCACCUCUGGUCAACCGAUUUCUCAAUUGAAACAGGACAAGAUUUGUAAUAAAAAGGACACUUAUGGACAAAUAGUCAUAAAGAUUCAGUGAGACUUUCCUCGGUGAUGUUUAAACCUCGACACAAGAGUGAGACGUAAGCUAAAUGUUUAAAUGUUGACGGUAUUAAGUGUGCACACACAACUCACUCGUGCACAUUCAGUAGAAGACUGAAGCAGUGUAGGAUUUCAAUGGGCCUUGCCAGAGUGCCAUAUAUUGCAGUGCGACUCACAUCCGCAAUUCCACCUGAACCCCAUGUUCUCUUCAACCCACCAUGUAAAUCUGCUAACUAUUAUUUACCAAGACCGCGUGCUUUGAUUUAAGUGUCACUGUCCGUUUUAUUUUAAUAUGGCCACCUUUCAUGCCGUAAUAAAUGGCUUAAAAAUGCACAUAUACCGUAGAUCAUCACAUCGGUGAUUAAACCUCUCGAUAAGCGAUGGUGCAAUCCACAGGUUCAUAUUUCAUGUUGUGCCCGGGAAACUAGACUACAAACAAAAACUUAAUUAUGAAGACGUAAUGAAAUAAGUCUACAGUAUAUGGUGCAAUAAACGUAAUUUUUCUAUCAGGACAUUUAUUAUUUUUCGGCACAAGUUUAAGUAAAUAAAAAAAAUAAAGUAAAAAAAAACACAAUUUUGGUUACUCUGAAUAAAUACAACUAAUGCAACUGUCGUUAAAAAAAUUUAAAUGUGACCCAAUCAUGUUAUUUCAUGGUGGAAUACAUCUGUAUAACUCUAUAAAAUGGCGGAAUGGUGUUAUAAAUUAAAGUAUCUACAGUAUUUUAACAGUUGUUAACUGAUGGGUUUUUUAUAUGAACAUGACUUGAUUAACAUUUUCACUCAGAUUUAUUAUUUUAAAAAAACUUACGACCAUAAUUUAGAUAUUUUCUUUAUAAAAUGGCAUAAUUUGCAACCUCACUAAUACGAUGUUUCAGGCGCCCACGACUAGUUAGUCCAUUAAUCAAGUUAAUUGGCCAAGUCUGGCCCAAACACGUGUGAGUGAUCUCACUUUUACGAGCACAGGGAAUCGGCCGUGAAGUACACCGUCUCUUAUUCUGCCCAUUCAAAGAGCCACCCCAUCACAGCUGGGUGCUUUCGAUGUCUUCUCUGUGGCUGGUUCCGCAGGAAUUGUGUGACCUUCACUUAACAUGACCAGUCUACUGUGGUGGUAAUGACAUUCAUGUAUCCUAUCCAUUGUCAAGCAGGAAAUAUUAUUCCGUAGUUAAAUACAAUUGAUUGAUUUUUACAAAUCGAUUAUAUUUAAUCGCACUACUCUUUGAUCUAACCCCAAAUUCCUAAAUGCAUCCAUCUCCCCCCCACCCCCAAUUGUUGCACUAUAAAAAGCUCAUAACACAGAUGGAUGAGUUGUCUUGUUAUUUGUGCUGGCUUGCUGCAGUGUGCCUGCCUGGUGUCUUGUUAGUGUCUUCAGUGAUCAAUGAUCGUGGUUGUUUAUUUUACAUGGUCUUAUUCAGGUCUGCCUCGCGCAAAAGGAAAGGACUCUUCUCUCGCUCGAGAAACAAACGCCAGACUACCGCAAUGCACCAGCACCAACCCCUUGGCCUGCUUGCGAGGAGCACAUUUUGAUUUAUCUAACUGACGGCAGACAAUAAAGAGAAAGUGAGAUCGUCAGCAGUAAACUUGCUAAGGGGGAUGCUGCUGUCAGACCUUCCUGUCUGUUUGCAAUAGCUACAUUAAUUACGAGCUGUACGAAACAGAUGGCUGUUUACUCUGGGCAGUUCAGAAGAGGGUAAAGGUGAUUCAUAGCAACUGGGUGAUGCACUGCACUCAAGUUACUACUCCCAAGUCAACGUUUGCUUCUAUAGCCGGUGUAGAACAGCUCUGCUGCUCCAUCUACACAAGGUCAACCCAGCUUGAAAUUAUUAGUACUGUCUUGAUGAAAGCCACCUUGAGAUUGACAGCCUGACAUUAAUGCAUGGUGAUGACCACUCAGAGGUGAAUUGUAUCUGAAGGCCUCCUCCAGGUAGACCCACUUUCAAAUGACGAACCGUUGCCAGUGAUGGAGAUGCUGGAAAGACGUACUAACAAUUCAGUGGCACAUGGUUGGAUUCCUAGUUCGGGAUUCCAAGUUGUGUUCCUAGUUAGGGUUGGAUCGCUUGUGCUGAAGUAAUUGAUGGAAGCCUGUUAACAGAUACUUAACCCAGUUGACUGUUUCACCACAACUUCAAACCCUGGAAUUGCCAUGGUGUUCGCAUAACAAACGUAGCUGGGCAGAGGUUAGCCCAGGCGCUAUAUUUCCCGUAAUGGCCUUACCUAGGUCAAUUUCACCACACGCAAGGAAUUGGGUAUAGUCGAGCUCAUGUGGCAUUGACCUUUAACUCUUUACAUGACAGAGAAUUGAGUGACUGCUAGCAGCCUUGCCCUGGUGGCCCUGUCAUUGUAUCACUAUAAGGUUGUAUUUCGAGCUCCAUGUGUUAAUGCGGCACUCUAUCUACAGCAAGACCUGCAACUCAGGUAUGAUGCCAAUAAAGUAGGGCAGAGUGAGCCAUGCACUAUGGUCUCUUGUAUUUUGUGAUGUAAGCUAGUAUUAUAAUUGUAACAAAUUACGUUGUAUACAGCGCCUCUUAAUGCGCCUUCUGCUUGAAACUAACGAAGCCCCCGUGUGUUCUGUGGAGGCAUCGUGUUCUUUUAGACGUCGUCUGCACUAAAUGUCGUAGAUUGGUCCUGUGAGCUUUUAACCCUAGCUUUAACCCCAUGAACUUACAUUAAAAUAUUGACAUAUUGAUUGGUUAGAAGGGAACUCAGUCACUAGCCCCUCAUUGCCACUCUACUAUUUUAUGGUAAAUUCAUUAAAGUAUAAAGCACUGUAUAGCAUUGCAAAACACAGUUAGUACCUGCUGACUGAUGUGAUAUCAUCAUGUUACCGUUGCAUGAGUGUUCUGGUUAAAAAUAAAGCCUAUUGCAGUUUUCCACCGCCACACGUAUGUAAUGUAAUGAAAUGCAAUAAUGAGCACUCUUUGACCAAUUAGGCGUAUACGGGCCAUUUACAUGGUGUCUCAGUUUGUAAGAGUGUAUGUCUCUGUUAUAGAUGCAUUUUGCACUGGUUAAACUGUUUGAAUGGGCUCUAGUGUGCUGGUCUUGUGCCUACAAAAUUGCAGCUUCAGCCGUGCCUAAUAAAAGCUGAAAAUGCAUCAACGUACUUUGUGACCGUUGAAGAACACCAUCGCCGUGCCGCUGUGUUUGCUCAGCACGAGUGCUUGCUUAUUCUGGCUAAAAUUCAACUUUCCUGUUCAUCUGGGAAUGAACCUUGGGGCGGAGCGCGUGUGCACAAUGAUGGGUCAUAACGAUCCGGCAAACUUGAGCGUUUUGUCUGUAACGUUGCCAGGACUUUACCCAGUACCCACCGAUCACGUCUCGUUUUGUUUUGUUGUCACACUCGUUGCAGGAGUGGGUUGACCAGGGUGAGAUGAUGGAAAAGAACAUAAAACGUUGCUGCCUUAUGGUUAUUACAUUAUAGAAAGUAAUGUGAGCAAUUGUGUUAACUUAUUAGGAGUGUCUUGGAUAACGUGUAUUUCGUGGCAAGCAGUUCGUCUGUUUAUAGACUGCAUUAGGUCGAGUUUGCUUAGACAACAGUAUUGGCGGGCUUGUUGGACCUAUUGGUGGAAUUUGUCAAAUCAACAUUACAUAUUUGGAAUAAAUGUACUGCUUUUUUCAUUUAAAAAAUAAUGACACAAAUCAAGUACGAACUGUCUUGUAAAACUAUCGUUUCACUGACACUGCGAGCAUGGCAGAGUGGUAUCAGUUGUGAACCAAGCGUCGGAUUGGUUGGCCGUUUGUGUGACAUCACGUGCCCCUCUGUCAAGCAGGUGAUUUGGUCAGUAAAAUUAAUCAUCCAAGCUUGGUAGCAACCUCUGCCAAAAAUACAUGCAGUAUGUAGAGUGAGUGUUCCAAGUGAAAUGUUAAGAGUGAGUAGCCAUCGAUUGCGAACUCGGAGAGAAUUAUAUAAUUUAAAAAAAUCUAUGGUGCAUGAAGGAUCGGUUACUCCAUAUGGAUGUCUUAACAUCUGCUCCAGUAUUAUAUUUGACAUUAUUGCAGCUGGGUUUACCAACAUUUCCAUGAAGGUACUCGUUAUAUUUAAGCUAAAAAUGAGUAAUCAACAGAGAAACUAGCUCUUUUUUUACUUAAUGUCAAUGCUUUAUUUUCAAUGUUUGUGCUCUGACUUCUAUUAAUUUGCAGCUGUAAACAUGUAACUAUUACACAGCCAUGUUAAACUAGUGUUGAAUGGAUUAUUCAUCCAUAGACCUUUUAGAUAUUUUUCAAAACUAAUAUUUGCUUGAGAAAGAUUUUUGCGGUUCAAUUUUUUACUUGAUUCAUCCGAUGAAUUUUUUACAAUUAAUCUUAUUUUUCCUCGUU